AAUCAAAAGAAAUAAACGAAAAAGGUCAUAUUCCCCCUCUUCCCAAAAACCCUCGCUUUUCAAAAUCACAUCACUCUUUGCUUUGCUCCCACCAGAACACCAAACUAAACCACUCUCUGCUCGCAAAUGUGAGAUCUUUCUGCGCAACAUUUAGAGAGAGAGAGAGAGAGAGAGAGAGAGAUGAGUUCGAAGGAGAGUUGCAGAAACGAGCUUCGAACUGCUAUUCGUCAGCUCAGCGAUCGAUGUCUCUAUUCCGCCUCCAAAUGGGCAGCAGAGCUGCUCGUGGGUAUCGAGCAAGACCCAGCGAAGUUCACGCCGGCAAACACCAGGUUCCACCGUGGAAGCUCUAGCAUCCGCCGCAGGUUUCGCACCAACGAUGUCACCUCGACGCCGACUACCGGUGUGUCCUACGUAUCUACUCCAGUGAUGGAGGAAGACGAGAUCGUGGAUGGUGAUUUUUACCUCUUGGCUAAGUCGUAUUUUGAUUGCCGAGAGUACAAAAGGGCUGCUCACGUGCUCCGUGAUCAGAUGGGGAAGAAAUCGGUGUUCUUGCGCUGCUAUGCUCUUUAUCUGGCUGGAGAAAAGCGCAAAGAGGAAGAAAUGAUAGAGCUUGAGGGACCGUUAGGUAAGACCGAUGCUGUGAACCGUGAACUGGUUUCCAUAGAAAGAGAGCUAUCAACACUCCACAAGAGUGGCGCAAUUGAUCCUUUUGGGCUAUACUUGUAUGGUAUUGUGCUCAAAGAGAAAGGGAGCGAGAACCUUGCUCGUUGGGUUCUUGUGGAGUCUGUGAAUAGCUACCCUUGGAACUGGGAUGCCUGGUCAAAACUCCAGUCUUUAUGCACUACAAUUGACAUAUUGAACAGCAUUAGUCUCAAUAACCAUUGGAUGAAGGACUUCUUUCUUGCCAAUGCUUACCAAGAACUAAGAAUGCACAACGAGUCCUUAGCAAAAUACGAAUAUUUGCAGGGCACUUUCAGUUUUAGUAAUUACAUACAGGCUCAAAUUGCAAAAGCUCAGUAUAGUUUAAGGGAAUUUGAGACAGUUGAAGCAAUCUUUGAAGAACUUCUCAGGAAUGACCCAUAUCGAGUGGAAGACAUGGAUAUGUACUCCAAUGUGCUUUAUGCCAAAGAAUGUUUUUCUGCCCUGAGUUACCUUGCCCAUAGGGUAUUCUUGACAGAUAAAUACAGACCCGAAUCUUGCUGCAUUAUUGGGAAUUAUUACAGUUUAAAGGGGCAGCACGAGAAGUCGGUCUUGUACUUUAAGAGGGCACUUAAACUGGACAAGAACUAUUUAUCAGCUUGGACGCUUAUGGGUCAUGAGUUUGUUGAGAUGAAAAAUACUCCAGCUGCUGUUGAUGCCUAUCGCCGUGCUAUAGACAUAAACCCUUGUGAUUAUCGAGCUUGGUAUGGACUGGGACAAGCUUACGAGAUGAUGGGGAUGCGCUUUUAUGCCCUUCACUAUUUCCGGAAAUCUGUCUUCUUGCAACCGAACGAUUCUCGACUGUGGAUAGCCAUGGCCCAGUGCUAUGAACAGGACCAACUUCACAUGCUGGAAGAAGCAAUCAAGUGCUACAGAAGGGCAGUUAGUUGCAAUGACCGGGAAGCAAUUGCCCUGCACCAGUUAGCAAAGCUACACAAAGAGCUCGGACGUUCUGAAGAGGCUGCUUUUUACUACAAGAGGGAUUUGGAAAGGAUGGAAGCUGAAGAGAGGGAAGGACCAAAUAUGGUUGAAGCUUUGCUAUUUCUUGCCACACACUACAAGGACCAGAAGAGAUUUGAAGAAGCAGAGGUGUACUGUACUCGUCUUCUGGAUUACACUGGUCCAGAGAAGGAAACAGCAAAGAGUUUGCUGCGAGGAAUGAGAAUAACACAAUCCAGUUUCCCUUCUAUGGAUGUUGAACACUUUCCUCCCUGAUAUUCCCACGAGCACGCUCUAGAUGCAUGUUUAUGCCAGUUUCUGGCUCAUGGGAAAUCAACAGCCAAUGAAAUGUGUGGAAUCAAUUGAAGAUAGAGCGUAACUCGGACUUCUGCCAUUCUAUAAAUUGUUUGAUGAUGAUCUUAUUAUUGUCGUCAAGAUUAAGGGUGAAUGUCACCGCUGCUGAAAUCAAGUGUGGUGUGUCUAGGACGCCUUUCAAAGUAUGAAAAUUAUUACUUCAUUCUGUAUUAGAACAUCAUACUUGUAGGGAUUUUUUUGGGGGGGUUCUCUUAUUUAUUUAUUUAUAGGACACCAGAAUUGUAGAUCGAAGCCUGUACAAAUAAUCUUCCAAAGCGUAGCUGGCAUUACGGUCAUUUCCUCAUGCCUCACAGUCAUUAAAAUGUUGAAUUUUGCCAUCUUUACGGCAGUUAGUUUCUUUUUGGUUAUUCUUUGUUGAGAUGGUGUGUUCUAGACUUUGUAUGAAAUUAAACUCACCUCGUUACUCGUGUUUCAUAGGUUUUGGCAGUCCAGUGAGCUUUGUGUUGUUUAAAUGCCCAUACUUUAGCUAAUCUAUUU
Molecule: messenger RNA, 2490 nt
Organism: Morus notabilis
Lineage: Eukaryota; Viridiplantae; Streptophyta; Magnoliopsida; Rosales; Moraceae
Product: anaphase-promoting complex subunit 8
Exons: 4
Coding region: 181-1914 (577 amino acids)
Biological process (GO): cell division
Cellular component (GO): anaphase-promoting complex
Molecular function (GO): protein binding
Source: RefSeq, a predicted model, not a curated record